Messenger RNA from Molossus molossus (Pallas's mastiff bat), 2094 nucleotides. It is a transcript of the gene BEST2, whose product is annotated as bestrophin 2. The record is from RefSeq and is a predicted model, not a curated record. The transcript is spliced from 9 exons. Bases 76 to 1602 code for a protein of 508 amino acids. Lineage: Eukaryota; Metazoa; Chordata; Mammalia; Chiroptera; Molossidae. Gene Ontology annotation, molecular function: chloride channel activity.
GGUCCCUCGUUCCUCGGCCACAAGCGGGCGUGAGGUCCGGCCGCACCUUCUCUAGCCUGACAGCCUGGCGCCGGGAUGACCGUCACAUACACAGCCCGCGUGGCCAAUGCGCGCUUCGGCGGCUUCUCGCAGCUGCUACUGCUGUGGCGCGGCAGCAUCUACAAACUUCUGUGGCGGGAGCUGCUCUGUUUUCUCGGGCUCUACAUGAUGCUGAGUGCCGCCUAUCGCUUCGUGCUGACCGAAGGGCAGAAGCGUUACUUCGAGAAGCUUGUCAUCUACUGCGACCAGUACGCCAGUCUCAUCCCAGUCUCUUUCGUGCUUGGCUUCUACGUGAACCUGGUGGUGCACCGCUGGUGGAACCAGUACCUCUGCAUGCCGCUGCCCGAUGCGCUAAUGUGCAUAGUGUCGGGCACCGUGCACGGACGCGACGAGCGUGGCCGCCUCUACCGGCGCACGCUCAUGCGCUACGCAGGGCUCUCGGCUGUGCUCAUCCUGCGCUCUGUCAGCACCGCGGUCUUCAAGCGCUUCCCCACCAUAGACCACGUGGUGGAGGCUGGGUUUAUGACCCGCGAGGAGCGCAAGAAGUUCGAGAACCUGAAUUCAUCCUACAACAAGUAUUGGGUGCCCUGCGUCUGGUUCUCUAACCUAGCGGCACAGGCCCGGCGAGAGGGCCGCAUCCGCGACAACAGCGCCCUUAAAUUGCUGCUCGAGGAGCUGACUGUGUUUCGGGGCAAGUGUUCGAUGCUCUUUCACUACGACUGGAUCAGUGUACCCCUCGUCUACACCCAGGUGGUGACCAUCGCAGUGUACAGUUACUUCCUGGCCUGCCUCAUCGGUCGCCAGUUCCUAGAUCCUGCGCAGGGCUACAAAGACCACAAUCUUGACCUGUUUGUACCAGUCUUCACUCUGCUGCAGUUCUUCUUCUAUGCUGGUUGGCUCAAGGUAGCAGAGCAGCUCAUCAACCCCUUUGGAGAGGACGACGAUGAUUUUGAAACCAACUUUCUGAUCGACCGCAACUUCCAGGUGUCAAUGCUAGCGGUGGACGAGAUGUACGACGACCUGGCUAUGCUGGAGAAGGACCUGUACUGGGACACAGCUGAGGCUCGGGCCCCCUACACCGCGGCCACAGCCUUCUUGAAGCAGCAGCCCUCCUUCCAGGGCUCCACCUUCGACAUCACGCUGGCCAAGGAGGACAUGCAGUUCCAGCGGCCCGAAGGCAUGGACGUGCCUCUGGGCGAGGCGCAUGGAGACUUCUUGCAGCGCCUCCUGCCUGUGGGUCCGGGUAUGGCUGCAGGAAGCCUGCUGGGCCGGCGUCUGUCCUUGUUGCGCCGCAAGAACAGCUGCGUGUCCGAGGCGUCCACAGCAGCCAGCUGCGUGAGCACCAGCGCCCUCGAUAGCGUGGCCCCUGAGUGCGGCUGCGGGGACCUACUGUUGGACUCCAGCCUUCACGAGCCAGAACUCAAUCCUCACACUGGGCUAGAGCCACCAACCCCUGGGCUGGACACUGAACCCUUCACCACUGUGGCCAUGCCAGCACUCCGGGGGCCGGCUCCACCCUGGCUGCCCAGCCCCAUUGGUGAGGAGGAAGAGUGUCUCACUUGAGACCCUCGUGGGGGUUCAAGAACCAAGACCCACACUGCAUCCAGGCAGCGGUCCAGGUCUGCAUAAGCCCCACGUAGAUUUCAUCUGCUGGCUUUAGACAAGUUUCCUCUACCUGUGCUCCUGCCUUCAUGUCUGGCCUGUGUCUCCUGUAGGCCAGGCACUGGGCUAAGGGCCAGGAAUUCUUCCAGCUGUUUUGAGCAGCUCUUCCCUCCCACCAGCUCUACUUCCCACUCCCCCUGGCCUGAGAGUGUGUCUAACUUGUAUUGUUUCCUUAAAAUGGAGAUAUGAGUACCUACCUCUGAGUUGUGAGGAUGGCAAUGAAAUAACAGCUUUAAAGUGUUUGGUACAUAAUAGGUACUUAAUAAAUGUUAGUAGUUUCUACUCAAAUGUUGUUAGCCUGAAUUUUCCUGCCAGGCAUUAUGCUAAGUCAGGUUAUCUCCUGAUGCCCUGCCCACUUCUUCCCAAACUUUGCUCUCUGUUUUUUUUUUUUUG